GAGAGGAGGAGGAGGAGGAGGAGGAAAGGAGGAGGGCUGUGCGCAACGUCGGUGCCAAUAGGCGCUGCGCUGUCUAAUUAAACCCCUACCACGUAAUCCAGCCAAACCAUCCCCCCGUUUAAAAUCCACUCCAACGGCGCUCACCGCUUAAACACACUGUCCUCCGCUGCUAUCCCGUCCCGAACCGUCCCGGGCCCUGGAGGAGAGGAGACUCCAGCAGCAUCACCGCCUCCACCUCCGCCUCCAGCAGCAGCUCCGCGCCGCAGCACCGUCACUGCUGCCUCUCGCCUGCACGGUAACAUGUUUUGCGGGGCUCGGCUGCUGUAGCCACGGGCCACUUAGCCAGUCACCCAGCCAGGCAAGUCAGUCAGUCGGCGUGUGCGCGCGUGGACGUGUGUGAGUGUGCAGCGAGGAGCAGCAGUAGUAGUUAAACAGACGGAGAUCUCGGUCGGUCCCAGCAGCAGCAGCAGCAGCAGCAUCCACCAGGAGCACCGGAGGAAAGCAGCCCGAGCAUCCCCGCAAUCUCUCCCCCGGCUGCCCUGCGCUCCAGCCCCGCUGAUCCGGAGCAGGGACAUCCUCCUCCUCCUCCUCCUCCUCCUCCUCCUCAUCCCCUCCACCGACACCACCUCGGCUCUGUCGGGUGUGAAAAGCAGCCUGGGCAGUGCUACAGUCACUGUUUAGUGAAGGAAACCAAGAGUCCCGUCCCGCUGCCAUGGGGAAACAGAACAGCAAGCUGCGGCCGGAGAUGCUGCAGGACCUCCGGGAGAAUACUGAGUUCUCCGACCACGAGCUGCAGGAGUGGUACAAGGGUUUCUUGAAGGACUGCCCCAGUGGAACCCUGAAUGUGGAGGAGUUCAAGAAAAUCUACGCCAACUUCUUCCCCUACGGUGACGCCUCCAAGUUCGCUGAGCACGUUUUCCGAACUUUCGACACCAACGGCGACGGCACGAUAGACUUCCGGGAGUUCAUCAUCGCCUUGAGUGUGACGUCACGGGGCAAGCUGGAGCAGAAGCUGAAAUGGGCCUUCAGCAUGUACGACCUGGAUGGAAACGGGUACAUCAGCCGCGAGGAGAUGCUGGAGAUUGUGCAGGCCAUCUACAAGAUGGUGUCAUCUGUGAUGAAGAUGCCAGAGGAUGAAUCCACGCCGGAGAAGAGGACGGAUAAGAUCUUCAGACAAAUGGACCUCAAUAAUGAUGGCAAGCUGUCCCUGGAGGAGUUUAUCAAAGGUGCCAAAAGCGACCCCUCCAUCGUCCGGCUACUCCAGUGCGACCCCAGCUCGGCCUCCCAGUUCUGAACCCCCCCGCCCCGCCGCGACCCUUCCCUCCUCACCCCCUCUGUUGCUAUUGAAACAGUCACUCAAAUCAAUGCAUGAUGGUUCUCGUCUCUCAUAUCAUCUUCCUUUUCUUUUCUAUUAUUGUCGUUGUGUGCGAGGAUGGAGGAGGGAUUCUAAGGAGGCUAAGGAAAGUCAUCUCUGUCAUUUUACAUUCAUUUUUUGUAUUUGGGGGAAAACGGAGGGACAUGCUUACGUUUAACGAUCAGUCGACGGCGGCGUCCACUAACGCUCCCGAGUAACUCUCUCUCUGGAGUUUCCGGAGGAGCCGGUGACAAAGCGUGGAUGUUUUCUGCAGGGCGGGGAUGGCUCGGUUUGUCCUCCAACUCACAUGUAUAUCAUGUAUAUACUGUAUGUCUAUGUAUAUCAUGAGAUGAAGUACAUUUGUCUCCAUAUAUGGUGCACACUUUCUGGCAUUGAAAGGCAGUAUUAUGUAGCGUAGCUUCCUGGUCUGAUCUGAACGCGUGGUCGGGGUGGAGGCGGGUGGGGGGCAGGACGUUAUAGGGAUUUUACUGCUAUAUGAUCUUUUCGCUGAGAAAAAGAAGGCCUGAGAUCCCAUUUGGUUUUUAUCGAUAUCUUCUUGCAUUUUGUUGAUUUUUAAACUAUCAAUGUGUUGGGGUUUUUUUUUGUUUUUUUUGUUUUUUGUUUUUUUUGCUCAUUUGUACAUAUUGUUUUCCUCCUUCAUGUUGUUUUAUUUAUUCAUUUGUAUUCUUAUUACUGUUGUACUUUUACGUUGACAUUGUUGUUAAAUAUGACCAUACUCCAGUUUACAGUGACAAAGAGAGAGGGGGAACGUGUGAGUUGAGAUCGAUCUCUUUGGGAUUCGCGGAUAUCGUUUUAAAGAAGUGGAAGAUUGUGAAAUAAGAAGAUCCCGCGAUGCAUUUUUUGAUCAACGACACCAGUAGCACAUUAAUCGUUUGAGCCGCCAUGUGUUUAAAUAAAGGUACGGCUGUGCAUUUGGUCUGAAUGCGUGUGUGUGUGUGUGUGUGUGUGCACGACGUGGAUAUGCACCGUGUGCUUGGGGCUAACUUUUACAGUAUUAUCAUGUUGUGUUGUUUUCUUAAUUUGUAAGUAUUUCAAAGAUCUUUAACAACGAGCAGUAAACUUAAGAUAGUCGUAAACCUGUCACCAUACUGCAUGAUCCUGCGAACCAGACGACGACAGACUCCACGAUAACAGUCAUCGCACAGCGGUCUCUUUUUGUAGCUCUGCAGCCUCCUCAGCACUGUACCGGGCAGAAAUGAUUAAAUAUUUGUCUUGCUUUGGGACUAAACCCUCCCUUCCCUCCUCUCUUUCUCUCUCUCUCUCUCUCUCUCUCUCUUUUUUCCUCUGACAGACAGAGAACUCACUAAGGGCUCGUUCAUCACUCUCUAGCUGAAUGCUUUUAUAACCUCCUGGAUUAUUCUGCUCACAGAGCAGGUAGAUGAAGGGACUCGUUUCAGGAGACAGGAGCAGGUAGACGUUCUUGCUCUGAUUAGGAGUUUUUCAGGGUUUUCCAGACAUAUGUAGUCAUCAGUGGCUGUGUUUACAUAAGCACUGAUAGAAAUCAUCAAUUCAUAUUUGGGAUUCCAUAUCCAAACAUAUUUAAUUAAUAUCUGGAGCACCAAGAGAGUGAGAGAGUGCUUUAAACCGUGUGUUACUUGAGUUUUUGAAACCUGGCCCGCACUGAAUAAAACACGCUUCAAAAUAAAAGCGCCCCUCUGAAAUACUGUGCACAUGCAAACAGAGCCACUGUGGCAAGCGGCACCAGCACGACUCCCGUGUGUUCACAGUGCAAGGACGCCCGUUGUAAGAUCACUGUUGCCAUCUUCUGUUCCGGAGGUUAAUCACUACGCACAUUCUGUUAGACGUGUUAAGUGCUGUGCUAACUGGGAAACAGUAGCUUCCAAGAGAGUAAAGCCUGUUAACUGAGGAUCAUCCAAAAGCAUUAAAGGAUAAAUUGUUUUCUUUUAUAUAUACAUUAUUUAUAUAACUGUUAUAUUGGCAUUUUCUGGUUUUACUUUUACAGGUUAAUAUUGCAUAAGUGUGAUGUUUAAGUGUUUUUAAAUUUAAGAAUCAGUGGAAUGUAAACUAAGUACUUUUAUUCAUUUGCUGGACAAUAUUGAGGUACUUCACGAGAGUAUUUUCAUUUUAUGCUACUUUAUACUUCUAAACGACAUUUUAGUUAGAAAUAUUCUUUUUACUGAAUUAAUGGAUCUGUCAACUGUAGUUACUAUUUACUUUUUAUAUUAAGUUUUAAAAAAAGCUUAACAAUUGUAUCUUUAAAGCAUGUCAGUGCAUAUAUUAUAAUGAUUCACUGAUACAUUAAAGUGUUGUGCUGGAAGCCAGUCGUCUUCCAUUUCUAACUAAUGUUAGCUGCUGUUGCUCUUUGUUGGCGGAGCAGUGAGACGGGGCAUCAGAGAGCGUGCACAGAGACACAUCCUUUGGACUGUCGCAGGAUAUCCAACCCGAGUCCUUCCCAAAGAAAUCCACAGUCCAGCAGCAUUGAACAACUUUAGCAAGUCAUCCACAGGCUCACGCAGGCAACAGAGAGACAGGGGAGGUCUCAUUUAUUACGUCACUGUACAGUUCGCUCACACGUGGCCAAUAAAGAAGUGAUUAAAGUAAACCGCAACAAAGUGUUACAUACCCCUUACCCCUGCUCAGUAUAAAUGGACAAGGAUUCCUUUCGAAAAGAAAAAGAAAAAAAAAAACUUUUAGAGUGGCACAUUGCAAUGCUUCAUUGAAAUCCAGACUUUUAAGGCAAUUAUUUCAGAUGGGCGAUCAGCUCCAUUAAGCAAGCUGAGACAGGCCUCACUUCAAAUAGUGCAGAAGGUGAACAGUAAUGAAACAUUGAUUCCUCUGUCUGUUGUGGAAGGUCUUAAAAUCUCUUUCUUAAACUAGUCUAAUAAGAAUCCCGUCAUGCCAGUCUUCACCCCCAGAUUUUUAAGAACAGGCAAACUCAGCCCAAUGUGUGCGUCACCAAACUUUGAAUUAUUGUGUACAAUGGUGGCAAAGUGAACUACCAAUGAGUCUGAGAGCUGUGCUGGUGCAGCUGCGUCUACAUGACAUCAGGACCGACCCAGAGGUUAACUUGUACCAAACAUUUGCACAGGAGCUUCCUAACCAGCCGCACCUCUGCUUGGGGGAUCCUAAUAGUGUCACUGCCUUCUGCUGGUAGGAUAAGGAACAACAGUUGCUAACCCCCUGAUCUACUACAGUUUAACCCUUUUCUAUUCUCACUGCCUUCGAUGAACUGGUACCUUGUGUUGGAUUAAUACAUGCCCUUCUUUCUUUCUUUCUUUCUUUUCUUCCUCCCUCCCUCCCUGACCCUCCCUUUCUUCUAUCCUUCCUAGUUUUUCUGUUGCAUGAAAACCUCACGCGAGGAUGUCAUGUUUGUUCCGUUGGACCUGAAAGCGAAAUAUACCUAUGUGUUUCAAAGCUGCCCGUGUGGACUGU
This is a messenger RNA of Acanthopagrus latus (yellowfin seabream), 4768 nucleotides long. Its product is annotated as hippocalcin-like protein 1. The record is from RefSeq and is a predicted model, not a curated record. Gene Ontology annotation, molecular function: calcium ion binding. NCBI's taxonomy places the organism in Eukaryota, Metazoa, Chordata, Actinopteri, Spariformes, Sparidae. Bases 713 to 1294 code for a protein of 193 amino acids. The transcript has 5 exons.